UUUUUAAAAAAAAGAGCAGGACAACCGUGGAGAAACUGAAUUUCAACAUUUGAUUUCGGUUUUUAUAGUGCAAUAUCACUCAAACGAUCGUCGAAAAUUCAGAUUGAAGCAAUGUAAAUCUGUAUUGAACAGAUCUGGAGCUCCCCCUCAAAUCCAAAAAAAAGGUAUGAACUGAAUUUUUUUUUCAACAAUGAUACACAGCAUUUUUAGUUGCAUUCUGGUUGAUUCAAUGGUGUGCAACAGGCAAUACAUAUGGUAAAAACCAAUAAACAAGAACUGAUUAUGAUUAAGGAAACAAGGGAUACUAAUAACUUUUUUUUUAUUUUUUUUUUGCGUUGGCUUACAGUUGCAUUAUCGUUUGAAAAUGGUUUCGAAAUCAUGAAGAAGUGUUAUAUGACAAGUACCAAGAGCUAGCAUAUAUACAAGGUAAGAUAUAUGUUAAUGGUAGCAAAUUAGUUUUAUAAUAGUUGUAAAUCGAUCUGAUUCGAAUAAACAUGAUGAAAAAUGACAAUGCGUAAUAACUAUGUAAUUUUGGGGAUAUAAUUGUGGUUUUUCAGUUGGUUUACAGUUGCAUAAUCAUUUAAUAAUAGUUUCAUUACGUUUUUUGCAGGAAUUUAUUGUGGAAAAGAUAGAGUACAGAACAGUUUGAGAAAUGGAAUCUGGACAGGAAAUACAAUGCUUGAACAAAGGAACAGAGAUAGUAGAAAGGAAAGACAUUCCAUUCCUAGUCUUCUACAAUGGAAAAUUCGAUGAUCGAAUGAAUUAUGAAAAUUAUGAAGCCAGUGGACACUACAUUUCUGCCAAUUGUAACUAUGAAGAUUUGCAACAGAAACUCAAAGAUGCCCUGGAAUGCAACCAAGAAAACACUGUUUUGCAACUGAAAUAUCAAGUGAAGGAAGGAUACCAACCAUUGAGGAUAAAGGAUGAUCAAAGCCUGCAUUUCUACAUACAACUCAAACUGAAAGACCCCGACUUCACAACAUACCCAAUGUGUGUGAAUGUCAUCAACAACCCAACAACAACCAUCGAUGCAACAUUCUUUGGAAAUGACAAUUCAUUAAUUACACAUAGAAGCGCCUUCCAACCAAUCGAAUACAAUGCAGCAACAACAGAAGACUCAACAAAUCAACAACAUAUAAUUGAAGCAAGAGUACCGGAAUUUGGGGAAGAAAGUUUUGACUUCAUGGACUAUGCAAAACUUGUGGCAGAGGAAAUGGUUGAGCAACUGGAAAACAACAGAAAAAAGGAACCAGAAAUCACAGAUUAUGACGAACUACUAAUCACAGAUCCGCAUCAUCCAGAAAUAGAAGAAGCACAAAUAUACAAAGACAAAGAAACACUGCAGAGCGUGCUUGGUUUCUAUGCAAUUAGGAACAACUUCCAAUUCAGAGUUAAAAAAUCAUGUGCAAGAACAUACAAGAUUUGUUGUUUGGAUCCAAAAUGCAAGUGGGCACUAACAGCAUCCAGAAACGGGCCAACAAAGUCAUUCAUCAUUCGAAAGUACGACAGAAAGGUGAUACACACUUGUGAUCUAAACAUCCUUUUUCUCGUUGUGGAUCUCGUAAAACAACAACUCAUGGCAAUGGUUUUUCACAAAAGUGAGAGAAACAUAUGGGAUUAG
Cannabis sativa is the source of this 1621-nucleotide messenger RNA. RefSeq lists its product as uncharacterized. NCBI's taxonomy places the organism in Eukaryota, Viridiplantae, Streptophyta, Magnoliopsida, Rosales, Cannabaceae. The coding region runs from base 653 to 1621 and encodes 322 amino acids. The record is from RefSeq and is a predicted model, not a curated record. The transcript has 4 exons.